GGCGGGCAGGGGCGGUGGCAGCCGGUGCCGCUGUCAGGGCUCCAAGGGCAGGAGCAGCCAGAGCCCAGGUGUGUGGCAUUGCUCGAGCCAAUGAUGGGGGGUGAGAGCUCCCAGGGCUCCCGCGGCUGCUCUAUAAAUAGGGCGGCAGCAGCAGCUCUGCCUGGGCUCUAUGUUUGGCUCUGCCUCUGAUUUCUUGUGCUGUAGCUCUCCAGGCUCUCCAGCCUGCCUAGUUAAGGAUGGGGAUCCUUGGCUUGCUUUGGUAAAACAGCUCAGGCCUUGGGACUGCUCGCGGUGCUGCUUGUGCUGUCUGUGGCCAAAGGACGCCGGGGAGCUAGGAGGUAGCUGAGACUGGGACGGCUGAGUCUGCUGCGGAGAAGGCUGGUGAAGGAGAAGGGUGAGGAGAAUCCUCACAACCUCGCUUUCUACCUGUGCCAGGCAUGGAGCUACUUUAAAUUGAUGCCAGGUUGCCUGAGCCAGGACAUGAAGUAGAACACAGGGUCCAAUUUCAAGUGAAAUCCCAGCUGCUUUGACAAAUAAAAUAUCUGGACACACAUAGUCCUAAAGGGCCUCCUGCAGGCUGUGUCUUCCCUGAAAGUGCUUUGAAAGAACUGCGCAAUGAAGUGAUGGUUUCCAUUGCAGCAGUUCAAAUGAAAUUUCAGCUAAAUGCCAACAGUGACUGUGUUCUUAAGCACUUUGACUCCAAAAUUCUACUUUGCCCUUACAGUGACCUCAUCUUUCAUAUCUGGCCUGAUAUUUGUAUUUGAGUGGUGGCAUUUCCGAAAAUAUGGCACAUCUUUCAUCGAGCAGGUAUCUGUGAGUCAUCUGAGGCCCCUCAUUGGCGGUGUGGAAAAUAGCCCUCCAGCACCAGCAGCAUUCUCAGUUGGAGAGAAUGAGACAAACAGGCAGAAUAUGCCAGAGUGCAAGGUGUGGCGAAAUCCUCUUAAUCUUUUCAGAGGGGCAGAGUAUAGCAGAUACACGUGGGUGACUGGGAAGGAGCCCCUUACAUACUAUGACAUGAAUUUGUCUGCUCAAGAUCAUCAGAACUUUUUCACGUGUGAUACAGAUGCCCUUCGGCCUUCAGAUACAGUAAUGCAGAAAGCAUGGCGAGAGAGAAACCCUCAAGCCCGGAUUAAAGCAGCGUAUCAGGCUUUAGAGUUGAACAAUGAUUGUGCCACUGCAUAUGUUCUUCUAGCAGAGGAAGAAGCGACAACUAUUGUAGAUGCUGAGAAGUACUUUAAGCAGGCUCUGAAAGCAGGAGAAAUGAUUUACAGGAAGUCUCAGAACUGCCAUUCCCAAAGUCCACAGCAUGAAGCACAGCUGAGAAGAGACACCAAUGUACUGGUGUAUGUGAAAAGGAGACUAGCUAUGUGUGCAAGAAAACUUGGAAGAAUACGAGAAGCAGUCAAAAUGAUGAGAGAUUUAAUGAAAGAGUUUCCACUUCUCAGCAUGCUGAAUAUUCACGAAAACCUUCUGGAGGCGCUACUGGAGUUACAGGCUUAUGCAGAUGUUCAGGCAGUUUUAGCAAAGUAUGAUGAUAUUAGUCUUCCAAAAUCAGCAGCAAUAUGUUACACAGCAGCCCUGUUAAAAGCCAGAGCUGUUUCAGAAAGGUUCUCCCCAGAAACUGCCUCCAAAAGAGGGCUUAGUACAGCAGAAAUAAAUGCCGUGGAAGCAAUUCACAGAGCUGUGGAAUUUAACCCUCAUGUUCCAAAAUACUUACUAGAAAUGAAAAGUUUGGUUCUACCUCCAGAGCAUAUCCUGAAACGAGGGGACAGUGAGGCAGUAGCAUAUGCUUUUUUUCAUCUCCAGCACUGGAAGAGAAUAGAAGGGGCUCUAAAUCUGCUGCACUGUACAUGGGAGGGCACAUUUAGGAUGAUCCCGUACCCAUUAGAGAAAGGUCAUCUUUUCUAUCCCUAUCCAAGUUGCACAGAAACAGCAGACAGAGAACUGUUGCCAACAUUUCACGAAGUCUCCGUUUACCCACAGAAGGAACUUCCCUUUUUCAUCCACUUCACAGCAGGCCUGUGUUCCUUUUCGGCAAUGCUUGCACUCCUUACACACCAGUUUCCUGAGCUGAUGGUCAUUUUUGCUAAAGCUGUGCUGCGAGUGCUUUGGCCCGUGAGUGCUCCCAGCGUGCUGGCCUCCGGCUGAGCCCUGGACAUCCCCUGGUUCUUUGGGACUGUCCUUUUACCCUUCGCUAUGGAAAACACUGAGGUCCUCAUGCUGUCCAGUCUGUGGCAUCAGCUGACUCCAGUUUGACCGGAGCAUGCUUUCCACGAUGCUUCGAUUUCAUUGUUCCCACAAGCGUCUCUGCCAGCACCAACUGGGCAUGGUUAGCUGACACCAGGGUGGGAAGGCAACAAAGAAAGGUGUGCUCUUCAAACUGGUGUCUUUCACAGGCUUCCAUGUUGGUAAUGGUGCUUUAUGUAUGAAUUUCUUCUUUGGCCUUGGCGUCUGUAGUCAUCUAAGAAAAUAGUUUUUGUUGAGCAAUAAUCUCAUUGCUCUCUUAAUCGCUUGUACAACAGGAAGCUAAUACUUCCUCUGUAAAAAAAUGAGAGAACACAAAUUGAGCAGAUGUUUUGAGUAUUGACACUUCUUUCUCAGCUGCAGAACCACCAGAUAACUGGCUUAGAUUUAAUUUUGUAAGCCUUUUUCAAAAUAUUUGUUAAGAGCAAAGUAUGGCUCUGCUUUCUUUAUUAAAAGGUUACUUCU
This is a messenger RNA of Cygnus olor (mute swan), 2709 nucleotides long. RefSeq names its product suppression of tumorigenicity 7 like (gene ST7L). The coding region runs from base 664 to 2148 and encodes 494 amino acids. The record is from RefSeq and is a predicted model, not a curated record. The transcript is spliced from 19 exons. Lineage: Eukaryota; Metazoa; Chordata; Aves; Anseriformes; Anatidae. Gene Ontology annotation, molecular function: protein binding.